AUGUCGCUCCGCGCAUUGUGGGACGACCCAGAUCUGUUUUACUGGGUCCGCCUAUUUCUAAUCUUUAUUGCCACACUUACAGGAUGCAAUUUCCUUGCUAAUGUUGCGUGGCGUGCUGCGCUACGUGACACGAAUGGUGAAAAGCGUCGUCAGAUCUUGCAAAAGCUGGGUCGUCUGAACGAUGGACGUAUGUACAUGUUCGUUGGAUUCCUGCACCCAUACAGCCAUGGAGGCGGAGGAGGCGAGCGUGUCUUGUUCGAGGCCAUCAAGUACCAGCAACAAACCGAUGCCAACAUUAUUUGCGUUGUGUACACGGGUGAUAUUAGUCCCCUCCAAGGUGGGGUAUCGAAAGAAGAUAUGCUCGCGCGCGCUAAGGAGCGAUUUGGCUUAGAAGUCGAUGCUUCGCGUCUUCACUUCCUCCCGCUACGCAAUCGCUACUUGGUCAGUGAUACAUUCUGGCCUGCCUUCACGCUUGCUGGCCAGGCGUACGGGGCAAACCGUUUGGGAUACGAAGCGCUUGGUAUGCUGGUACCGGACGUGUUUAUCGACACGACUGGCUAUGCUUUUGCCCUGAGCCCGGUUAAGAACUUCUCCAAACAGGUGCGCGUGGGUGCGUAUGUCCACUAUCCUACGAUUAGUACAGAUAUGCUGCGUCGUGUGCGAAAUCGCGAGGCUGGUGUAACCAACUCGUCGUGGAUUGCUGCAUAUGCGCCUGUGUCGUGGGUCAAGUAUGUGUACUACCGCAUUUUUGCUGCCAAGUACGGUGCUGCGUUGCGCAAGGCCGAUGUGAUUGUGUGCAAUGGUACGUGGACCCAUGCGCACAUCCAGGAUCUGUUGCAGUACCGCGUACCUCGUCCCUGGUCGACACCGCAACUGCCCACGCUCCGCAUUGUGCACCCGCCCUGCGAUACCGAGUCGUUCGCCAAAAUCCCACUGGAUCAUCGUCAGACGCGCUGGAUGGUGAGCGUUGCGCAAUUCCGUCCGGAGAAAGACCAUGAACUGCAGUUGCGUAUUCUUCGUGGACUCCUGGACAAGCAUCCUGAACUCAAGUCUUCUCGUGGGGCCGAUCGGCCUCUACGUCUGAUUUUGAUUGGCAGCUGCCGGAAUGAGGCGGACCAAAAGCGCUUGGCCUCGCUCAAAGCCCUCGCAAAAGAGCUCUUAAUUGAGAACCAUCUUGAGUGGCAUAUCGAUGCGCCGUACUCCGUGCUGCUGGAAAAAAUGCGUCAAGCCAACAUCGGUCUGAGUACCAUGGUCGAUGAGCACUUUGGUAUUGCCGUUGUAGAGUUCAUGGCAGCCGGUUUGCUUACGCUCUCUCACGCGUCCGCCGGUCCUAUGCAAGACAUUGCUGUGCCGGUGGAUGGCAUGGAAACAGGCUUCCACGCACGCACUCUCGAUGAAUAUGUUAAGACUGCUUAUCGUCUUAUGUGUAUGCCUGCAGAUGUUGCUAUGAAGAUUCGUCAAGUGGCACGUACCCGAGCUACGACGACAUUCAGUGAUACAGAAUUCCAGCGUAGCUGGCGCAAGAACAUGUGGGACGAGCUCGUGCCGCCUGAGCUCAUCGCCAUGAACAACCGUCUCCUUGCCGAGCGUGCCAAGGCGCAACAGCGACUCGCGGCAGCCUCUGCGUCGGUGGUGUCUACACCUGCCUCCAAGACUCAGACGGAGGAAGACGCCGUACCGGAUGCGCCGGCGGGUCAAACCCUCUCCGAUGCUGAGGCCGUGACCACGGCCAUGCCCGAGGCUUCAACAGCGACGCGUCGUUCUGUACCUUCUUCUUAG
Molecule: messenger RNA, 1779 nt
Organism: Malassezia pachydermatis
Lineage: Eukaryota; Fungi; Basidiomycota; Malasseziomycetes; Malasseziales; Malasseziaceae
Product: glycosyltransferase family 4 protein
Exons: 1
Coding region: 1-1779 (592 amino acids)
Biological process (GO): protein N-linked glycosylation
Cellular component (GO): endoplasmic reticulum membrane
Molecular function (GO): GDP-Man:Man(3)GlcNAc(2)-PP-Dol alpha-1,2-mannosyltransferase activity
Source: RefSeq, a predicted model, not a curated record